AUGCUGGGCACGGUUCGCCGGUACGGUGUCGUACAGGCUCUCCGAGCAUCGGCUCCCCGAUCCCUCUACGCCAGAUCGAUUCCCCAGCUGUCAAGAUGGCAGGCCCCAUCCACCUCCGCUCUCCCUCAGAUCAAGCGCUCGCUGUUCCAUUCGUCUCCAUUUCGCUCCAGUGCUGCGGCUGCUCAAGAAGUCCAGAUAGAUGACUCUGCACCGGCAUCGCGCGAGUUGUUGACUGAAUUCGCCGAUCUGGCGAAGCAUGGCCUGAUUGACCCGAGAGUCAUCAGAACCAUUACAGGUCCUAUGAAAAUCAAGACAAUGACAGAUGUCCAGAGUCAGACGAUUCAUGAGACUCUGCAAGGCGAUGAUGUCUUGGCUCAGGCAAAGACUGGAACCGGAAAGACGCUCGCCUUCAUCCUCCCUGUUCUGCAGAAUAUUAUGAAUGACCCGUCCAUCCAACGAGGCCGCUCCAGGCGGUCUACACCUGCUGAUAUUCGCGGCAUCAUCAUUUCUCCUACUCGUGAGCUGGCGGAACAGAUUGCCGUGGAAGCUAAAAAAGUGGCUGAGGGCACUGGUGUCAUCGUUCAGACCGCAGUCGGUGGUACAAGAAAGCAAGAAGGAUUGCGCCGUAUCCAGUACCAAGGUUGCCAUUUGUUGAUUGGCACACCCGGGCGACUCAAGGAUAUUCUUUCUGACCCGAGAAGCGGUGUCAAGGCCCCUAAGUUGUCAGCUUUUGUCUUGGAUGAGGCUGACCGUCUGCUGGACGAUGGUUUCGCCCCUGAUAUCAUGGAGCUCCAAGAGAUGCUUCCAGACCCAAUGACAGUUAACCGCCAGACACUCAUGUUCUCCGCAACUGUGCCGCGGGAAGUCAUGAGAAUGGUCCGUCGUACCAUGAAGCCAAACUUCAAGUUUGUCAAAACGGUGAAGGAUGAUGAAGUUCCGACCCAUCAAGCUGUUCCGCAGAAGGUUGUUCGCUUGAAUGGCUACGAGAAUGCACUGCCUGCCCUGCUCGAGCUUGUCAAGAACUACAGGGCCGCCGCUAUUGACAACCCCAGUCAGCGACCUUUCAAAGCCAUCGUGUACCUGAAUUCGACUGCCCAAGUCACUGUCAACUACCAGGCCUUCCGCAACCUGAUGAAUAACCCAGGGGAUCGUCGGAGUGGACAUCCUCUCCAGGGCACCCGCAUGUAUGAAAUCCAUUCGCGCUUGACCCAGAACCAGAGAACAUUGAAUGCGGACUAUUUCCGCAAGGCGAGCUCUGGCAUACUCUUCUCUUCUGACGUGACAGCUCGUGGGAUGGAUUUCCCCGACGUCACUCACGUCAUCCAAUUUGGAGUUCCCCGCGACAGACCAACCUACAUUCAUCGUCUAGGACGUACAGCACGAGCCAAGAAGACCGGUGAGGGAUGGAUCUUCCUGCACCCCGGAGAGUUCAAUCAAUUCAACGACAAGCUGGGCGAUCUCCCAGUCGAACGAGACAACUCCCUUUCAGCUGCCGCGGUUGAAAUCAGCCAGGGCUCCGUCUCCCCAACAGAUGAAAACUGCGAGCAAGUGAAGGCUGCCAUGGAAGAAAUUGAUGAGGAGCUGAAGGAAGGGGCACACAGGGCCCAUAUUGGAACAUUGGUGGGCGUGUUUAGAUCCAAGAGAGAUCUUAUCGACGCGUUGAACAAGCUGGCUGUGGACGGUUACGGAUGCGCCGAACCCCCACACCUCCCGUCUGGAAUGAUCAGCAACAUGGGUCUUAAUAGAACCUUCUCGGGCAACAGCCGGGGUGGUCGCUUCGACGAUAGAUCCCAGCGAUUUACACGCAACAACCGCGGCCGCGACUUCCCCCGUCGCUCCAACUCUUUCAACGACAGAGGCCGUGACCAGCGUCGCAGUCGCUACCGCGAUGAUGACUCCUUUUAA
This is a messenger RNA of Aspergillus wentii DTO 134E9, 1905 nucleotides long. RefSeq lists its product as uncharacterized. Bases 1 to 1905 code for a protein of 634 amino acids. Gene Ontology annotation, molecular function: ATP binding; nucleic acid binding. The record is from RefSeq and is a predicted model, not a curated record. Lineage: Eukaryota; Fungi; Ascomycota; Eurotiomycetes; Eurotiales; Aspergillaceae. Gene Ontology annotation, cellular component: mitochondrion. The transcript is spliced from 2 exons.